Protopolystoma xenopodis is the source of this 729-nucleotide messenger RNA. NCBI's taxonomy places the organism in Eukaryota, Metazoa, Platyhelminthes, Monogenea, Polystomatidea, Polystomatidae. The record is from the annotation of a GenBank genome assembly.
UUCUCUUCUUCCUCCUUCUUCUCCUCCUCCUCCUCCUCUUCCUUCUCUUCUUUCUCCUUCUCCUCCACCUCCUCCUCCUCCUCCUACUCCUCCUUCUCCUCCUGCUCCUCCUCUUCCUUCUUCUCUUCCUCUUUCUCUUCUUCGUCCUAUUCAUACUCCUCUUUUACCCUUUUUUCGCCUCCUCCAGCUCCUUCACCUCUCUCUCCUCCUCCUUCUCUUUUUCCUCCUCCUCUUCUUUCUCCUUCUCCUCCACCUCCUCCUCCUUUUGCUCCUACUCCUCCUUCUCCUCCUCCUCCUCUUCCUCCUUCUCUUCCUCUUUGUCUUCUUCGUCCUAUUCAUAGUCCUCUUUUACCCUUUUUCGCCUCUUUCAGCUCCUUCACCUCUUUCUCCUCCUCCUUCUCUUUUUCCUCCUCCUCCUCCUUCUCCUACUUCUCUUCCUUCUCCUUCUCUUCCUCCUUCUUCUUCUCCUCGUGCUCCUUCUCCUCCUCUUUCUCCUCGUGCUCCUUCUCCUCCUCUUUCUCCUCGUGCUCCUCCUCCUCUUCCUCCUUCUCUUCCUCUUUUUCUACUUCGUCCUUUUCUUCGCCUCAUCCAGCUCCUUCACCUCUUUCUCCUCCUCCUUUUCCUCGAUUUUAUCCGCCAACCAAGGCGAGAUCCUUCUUAAUUUUUUGCACUCCUUUCAGUCCACAUGUCUUUCUAUGCCUGGUCAUGUCGAUACGUCUGUCUCGAUGA